This is a messenger RNA of Medicago truncatula (barrel medic), 1358 nucleotides long. RefSeq lists its product as uncharacterized. Bases 124 to 1236 code for a protein of 370 amino acids. The transcript is spliced from 2 exons. The record is from RefSeq and is a predicted model, not a curated record. Lineage: Eukaryota; Viridiplantae; Streptophyta; Magnoliopsida; Fabales; Fabaceae.
AACAGGCCCAAUCCAACCCACUAAGUCUAAACCGUCAUUUUAUAUAUAGAUAGCAUUGGACAAGCAGAAAACCCUAGGAAAUAAACCUAGUGAUCACGGCAGUUCCAGAACAGUUUUUGUAUCAUGUCGGAGGAAGAAAUACGUAAGGCUUAUGUGGUUGUUGAUGAUGAUCAUGAUGACGAUUGUGUGAUUCUAAAUGUUUCAUGGAAAAAACCACUUGGAUUUGAUGAUGAUUGUGUUGUUCUAACUGCUAAACCAAAAAAGCAAGUUAAAGGUGUCAAGGAUUCUCUAACUGAGUCUGAUGAUGACUUGCUUGUACUUGGCGACAAGGGAAAGUUGUCUUCACUUUCCGUGCUAAUGAAUCGGAGUUCAAGAAAAGCUGUAUCACGUCCCCUCUCAGCAAAGACAUUAAGGUCAGAUGUGUCGCGCCUGCUUUCAAAAACUCUCGCACAUCAAAAUCAGACCUUAAUGAAGAAUUUAGCCACUGCAUUUGCCACACAAAAUAAUGCCCCUGCAUUUGCCAUGAAAAAUAAUACCUCUGCAUUUGCGAACGCCCCUGCAUUUGCCAUGAAAAACAAUGCCUCUGCAUUUGCUAACGCCCCUGCGUUUGCCAUGCAAAAUAAUGGCUCUGCAUUUGCUAACACCCCUCCAUUCGCUAUGCAAAAUUAUUCCCCUGCAUUUUCCAUGCAAUAUAAUGCCCCUGCAUUUGCCAUGCAAUAUAAUGCCCCUGCAUUUAACUCAUUGCUCACACAACCAAACUAUAGUCCUGCAUUUGCAGCUCAACUACCAAACUAUAGCCCGGCGUUUGCAGCCCAACAAGCGUUUGCUGCCCAGCAAGCAAACUAUAGUCCUGCAUUUGCAGCCCAACAAGCAAACUAUAGCCCAGCGUUUGCAGCUCAACAAGCGUUUGCUGCCCAGCAAGCAAACUAUAGUCCUGCAUUUGCAGCCCAACAAGCAAACUAUAGCCCGGCGUUUGCAGCUCAACAAGCAAACUAUAGCCCGGCAUUUGCAGCUCAACUACGUUACAAUGCAAAGAAGUCCAAGACUCCAUCUACUAGAAGCAGUAAAAUCCGGGGUAACGCAGAGAAGUCUAGGGCUCCAUCUACUAGAAGUAGUAAUACUCGGGGUAAUGCAAAGAAGUCUAGGACUCCCCAUCUACUAGAAGGAGUAACCUCUGAUUUGAUGAUGUCAAACGCUGGCUUCCCGAGUUCGGUUAAUGUCGAUGUUGCGUUGUGAUGUGAAAAGUAUAUAUCAUCACCUACGUGGUUAACUAUUAGUAAUUUUUGUCUGUUUGAUUUCAAUUCUGUAAUUUGAUACACAAACAAUUUCCAGUAUUAUUUAUCUUUUACUACAACAAU